Molecule: messenger RNA, 1791 nt
Organism: Helianthus annuus (common sunflower)
Lineage: Eukaryota; Viridiplantae; Streptophyta; Magnoliopsida; Asterales; Asteraceae
Product: calcium/calmodulin-regulated receptor-like kinase 2
Exons: 8
Coding region: 373-1638 (421 amino acids)
Biological process (GO): protein phosphorylation
Molecular function (GO): ATP binding; protein kinase activity
Source: RefSeq, a predicted model, not a curated record
GAAAACCAACACAACAAACCACACACAUUAAUUGAAGUCCGUAUCUUCUCCAACUCGAUUCAAACAGUUUGUACGCCUAAUCUGCCUAGUGGCAAGCAGUCUUAAGUUGAACCAGUUUUACACAAAACCAAAAUUGACAAUUUCAUAUUUUCAUUUCAUACUGUCUUAAUCUUCGUAGUGGGUACACCUUUUUAGUUAAUCUUUCCAUCAAAACCACCCGACUCAGUCUUCUUUCUUCAACAAUUUUCUCCACAAUCCGCUGCAGAAAAAAGUGGAGUUCAGCGAAUAACUGAAUUUUACCAUAGUGAUGACACAUAAAACCUGAAGUUUCUUGCAAGAUGUUAUCGUUGAUGCUACAAUGAUAUUGGAAACAUGGUUCAAAAAGCUGAUUUGGUGAUCAUCGGAGUGUGUGUUGGUGUGGCGGUUGGCAUUUUUCUAGCGUCACUUGCAUUCUUUGGCAUUAGAUGGUACAAAAGGCGUGCUCAUCUCAGAAAGUGUGCGAUUGAUCACGGUGCAUCAACUCUUCCUAUACGCCAAAAUGGUGUAGACACAAGUAACGUCUUGAGUGAAUCUUUUCCAAACUCCGUUACUGUUAAAGUUGUAACCUAUCCUGCAAAAACUUCCCCGCUCUCUAAAUGGAACAAAAACAACAAAGAACAGUUAGUUUCAGCCUCUGGUUUGCCAAGAUAUUCUUACAAGGACAUACAAAAAGCUACCAAAAACUUUACGACCAUUUUGGGACAAGGGUCUUUUGGUCCAGUAUACAAAGCAACGAUGCCUGCUGGUGAAGUCGUUGCUGUGAAGGCUCUUGCUGCUGACUCCAAACAAGGGGAGACAGAAUUUCAAACCGAGGUAUCUCUUCUGGGAAGGUUGCACCACAGAAACCUGGUAAAUCUAGUCGGAUAUUGUGUAGAUAAAGGACAACGCAUGUUAAUAUAUGAAUACAUGAGUAACGGAAGCCUCGCAAGUUUUCUAUAUAGUGAAGAAAAACGAGCAUUGAAUUGGCAAGAAAGACUUCAAAUUGCCCUCGAUAUAUCACAUGGAAUAGAGUAUCUUCAUGAUGGGGCGGUUCCACCUGUCAUACAUCGAGACUUGAAGUCUGCAAAUAUAUUGCUAGACCACUUAGUGAGAGCCAAGGUUGCUGAUUUUGGUCUAUCGAAAGAAGAGGUUUUUGAUGGUAGAAAUUCAGGCCUUAAAGGCACAUACGGGUACAUCGAUCCUGUAUAUAUAUCCACAAACAAGUUCACAAUGAAAAGUGACAUCUACAGUUUUGGGAUCAUCUUAUUUGAACUCAUUACCGCCAUUCACCCACAACAAAAUCUCAUAGAAUAUGUCAAUCUAGCAGCUAUGAGCUCAGAUGGGAUCGAUGAGAUUCUCGACAAGGAGCUUGUCGGUGAGUAUGAUCCUGAAGAUGUAAGAAGCUUGGCACGAAUAGCAAACAGAUGCUUGCAUAAGACGCCAAGAAAACGGCCUUCGAUUGGGGAGGUUUCACAGGCUAUAGCGAGGCUAAAACAAAGGCGGUUGGUUAGGGAAGAUAGUACAAUGUCGUUUGCGAGUGAAGAGUUCUCGGAGGUUGUUGGGCGCAUUGAGUUACAGCAAAAUCAGUUGAAAAAGAUGACAAGCAUUGCUGAAUCUUGAAAGAUUUAGAUCUGUUAGUUGUAUGUAACCUCCGGUUGCAGGAUUUUUGGUGGAAAGAGUAUAUGUUGGGCGCACCAGGUGUUUAACACCAUGUUAUAUAAUAUUCCAUACUUGUUUUUUUGUUUCUUAUGAUAUUUACCUAUACAACAUUCA